UCCUUCCUUCCUCUCUUCACCUAUUUUCUCUUUUUGGUGUUGUUUGAAGUUCUCUCCAUUUGUUGUGGCCUUGUUUGAGAUUGAGAUCGAGUAGGAAGGAGAUGGCGAACAGAUCGGAGGGGGCGCCGUUGGUGGUCUCGUUUGGGGAGAUGCUGAUCGACUUCGUGCCGGACGUCGCCGGGAUGUCGCUGGCGGAUUCCGGCGGGUUCGUGAAGGCUCCCGGCGGCGCUCCGGCCAAUGUCGCCGUCGCCAUCACCAAGCUCGGCGGCAGCUCCGCCUUCGUCGGCAAGUUUGGUGAUGAUGAGUUUGGACACAUGCUAGUUGACAUACUGAAGAAAAGUGGGGUGGACACUGAUGGUUGUCUCUUCGACCCCCAUGCUCGCACCGCCCUGGCCUUUGUGACUCUGAAGAGUAAUGGCGAGCGGGAGUUCAUGUUCUACCGCAACCCCAGUGCAGACAUGCUCCUGACUGAGAAGGAACUCAAGCUUUCCCUCAUUCGCAGCGCCAAGAUCUUCCACUAUGGCUCCAUUAGUCUCAUAGCUGAGCCCUGCCGAUCUGCUCAUCUUGCCGCCAUGCGUGCUGCGAAGGAGGCUGGCAUCCUCUUGUCCUACGACCCCAACGUGAGGCUCCCCUUAUGGCCAUCUCAGGAAGCAGCUCGAGAUGGAAUUAUGAGCAUCUGGAAGGAGGCUGACUUCAUCAAGGUUAGUGAUGAUGAGGUGGCUUUCCUGACACAAGGAGAUCCAGAGAGCGAGGAUGUUGUUAUGAAGCUGUGGUAUGAUGGGUUGAAGAUGCUUAUUGUCACAGAUGGUGAGAAGGGAUGCAGGUACUUCACUAAGAAUUUCAAAGGACAGAUACCUGGGUUUUUGGUGAACACAGUGGACACUACAGGCGCAGGCGAUGCUUUUGUUGGUUCCCUUCUGGUUUCCAUUGCCAAAGACGACUCCCUCUUCCAUAAUGAAGAAAAGCUGAAGGAGGUGCUUAAAUUUUCCAAUGCCUGCGGAGCAAUCUGCACCACCCAGAAAGGAGCGAUUCCAGCCCUCCCAAACACAUCCAUGGCUCAGGAGCUCAUUGCAAAGGGAAAGUAGGGCCUCGAAGUGCAACGACGCACUUAAGGGAAGUUAAAGCUUUCUUGUUAUUUGGUUUUGAUGCAUUCUCCUAGUUACUAGGUUUGUAAAGAAAAUGAGGUCAGAUGAUGGUACAUCUAUUAUAACCAUGUACUCUGAGAACACUGCAGAUAUAGUUGUAACUGAUCAAUUGUUUUGUUCUGCCUCUUCCUAAAUCAAAUUAUGUUGUGAUCA
Phoenix dactylifera (date palm) is the source of this 1298-nucleotide messenger RNA. RefSeq names its product fructokinase-2-like. Gene Ontology annotation, cellular component: cytosol. The record is from RefSeq and is a predicted model, not a curated record. NCBI's taxonomy places the organism in Eukaryota, Viridiplantae, Streptophyta, Magnoliopsida, Arecales, Arecaceae. Gene Ontology annotation, molecular function: fructokinase activity. Gene Ontology annotation, biological process: fructose metabolic process.